This is a messenger RNA of Esox lucius (northern pike), 4625 nucleotides long. RefSeq names its product prominin 2 (gene prom2). Bases 477 to 2972 code for a protein of 831 amino acids. The transcript is spliced from 25 exons. The record is from RefSeq and is a predicted model, not a curated record. Gene Ontology annotation, cellular component: cell surface; prominosome; microvillus. Lineage: Eukaryota; Metazoa; Chordata; Actinopteri; Esociformes; Esocidae. Gene Ontology annotation, molecular function: cholesterol binding.
CUUCUUUCUCCAGUCCCUUCUCCCCUCCCUCAGUGCUAGGAUUUCCCAGUCAGGCUGGUGUAGAGGCAGUCAUAAACCCAACUAGGUUUCUCAAGAAAGGAACUUACACACUGUUAAUCACCUCUGGAUACAAGACACACCUUGAAACACAUACACACACACUAGUGGAGACCAGGGGCAAAGAGUGGACACAAUCAUUUAUAUGUGCUUUGAAGAUUGGCGUUCAGGAAGUAGACAUAAAAGCAUAUUUACACACACACACUCAAGGUCUACUGCUUUCUCUCUCUUCCGACUCAGUAGAAGGAACAACAGUACUGUGUGUUUACCAAGAAGCCAGGCACCCUGCUCUCUCUGCUCUGGACCUGAUUUCAAAUACUCUUUCAGACCCAUUGACAGAGGCAAUGCAAUGAGGUGAUCCAUAUCUACUUUCUUCAGCCUCAUUAGACUGCCCCCCAGCCCUGUCUACACAUGCAGUGAUGGGAGCAUUUAGGAGUGUCUGUGUUCCGGUAGGCUGCGCAGGGGCAUUGUUGGCCUGGAUCUGGGCUCUGCUCCUGGGGCCCAGCUUGGCCCAGCCCACUGCAUCCUGUGCUAAGGGAGACGCUCUCUUGAACCUGACCCAACCAGAGUACCAGUCAAUCCCAGGGGCAGACAAAGGCUUCAUGUCCGGGGUGGUCCAGUCUUUCCUUCACACCGUGCAGCCCAACCCCUUCCCAAAAGAUUUGCUGUUGAAAUUUGUGAAUGCAAAUGGCAAUAUUUACCAUGACCAGAACACAAACAAAGAGGUCCUUCUCUAUGAAGUUGGUUUCCUAGUGUGUGCUGCCAUAGGGGUUGUGUACAUUAUUCUGAUGCCAGUGGUUGGGUUCUUCCUGGCCUGCUGUCGUUGUUGUGGAAACUGUGGAGGACACAUGUACCAACGACAGACUGAAGCUGUUGACUGUCACAGAAGAGGACUCUACUGGGCUACACUAUUCACCACGCUAGUUUUACUUGCAGGGAAUAUCUGCAUGUUCUUCAGUAACCAGUCACUGAAAGGGAGUGUCAAAGACAGCUCUGUAGAACUCAACAAUACACUGGACAACUUCCAUGCCUACCUUAAAGCCAUUCCAUUGCAAAUCGACAGUGUGCUAAUGGAGAGUGAUAAGACGUUGGACAGUGUCAAUAAAAGCCUCAGUGAAAUAGGUCCUUUACUGGGCCGAGAGAUCCAGAGAGGUAUAGAUGGGCCACUUAACCAUGCCCUGGGGUCAGUCAGAGACAUGGCCAUAGUGGUGAACAGUACUGCCGUCCUCCUGAUGCGGUUGAACUCCAUUAUAACCCAGCUCCGGUCUGACACGUCUGCUCUCCAGGCUAACGUUAGGUCCGUCAGAGACCUCAUAAAUACCACACUGAGAAACCCUGUCUGUGCUGGAUGUGGCGCAUAUCAGUCAGAACUGCAGAAACUAAAGUUUGAUAUCGCUGUAACGAUCCCCAGUCUAAGUAAUCUGCAAUCAGUGGUCGAUGAUAUCACCAAGGCUGACCUUAACUCUAAAGUGAAGGAGGCAGAAGACUUCUUUGCCAGUAUUCCACAGAUGGUGACCAAUGAAACAAAGAAUGUGGUACAGAGUGUAAAGCAACAGCUUGAGGACAUCAAGAUAAAGAUUUCUGCAGUGAAGGGACAGAUCCCUGUCACAGCCCUCAACAACGUCUUAAACAUAAUCAGAGAUGCUAGGAGAUACAUUGGCAUGUACUCACCAGAGGCACAGAUGAUUGAGCUGAUCAGGUGGGCUGUAUGUAUUACCCUGAGUUGUGUAGUUCUUUUGGUCGUAGUGUGCAACCUCCUGGGUCUGUUUUUGGGUCUGAUGGGAUUGAGCACAUGCGAUGACCCAACAGAACGAUCAAGUACUGCAGACUGUGGGGGAACUUUCCUAAUGGCGGGUGCAGGGUUGAGUUUCCUGUUCUCCUGGCUCUUCAUGCUAGUGGUGUUGGUACUGUUCUUACUGGGAGGAAAUUUCUACACACUGGUGUGCCAGCCCUGGCGCAGUGGACAGCUACUGCAGUUUGUUGACACUCCGGGGCUGAUACCUGGUUUCAAUUUAGGGGAGAUGCUGGGCCUGAAGACAAAUUUGACACUCUCUGAAAUAUACAAUGACUGUGAACAGAACAGGCCUUUGUGGACCACCCUCCACCUGUAUGAGGUCAUAAACCUCACUGAUCUGCUUAACGUGUCCAAAUACACGGCUGAGAUCCACCAGCACUUUGACAGUAAUGAGAUCAAACUGUCUACCAUCACCCUGCUUACCCCUGAGAUAAGCAAACAGCUACACAGCUAUUCUGACAUGGCCCAUGGUGUCGACUUCAGCAAUGCCACACAGCAGAUCAACAAUAUUUCCACUAUUAAUGUAAAUGAAACAGCUCAAGCAUUGGAACACCUUGCUGACAAUGAAACUGAUGCAGGACUUAAAGUUGAGCUGAGAAAGGAAGCUGCCGAACUGAGAAAGAUCCAAUCAGACAUUGAAACUACCAUCAUCCCACAACUGACUCAGCUGAACUACAGUAUAAAGUCUCUAAGGGUCAUAAUGUCGCAGAUAAAUGGCACAGUAGAAGAUGUAUUGAGUAAUGUUGGAAAAGCUCAGGACUUCCUCAACAACAACACCACACAGAUAAUCAAGGCAGACAGUAAGGUGUUUCUAGACUGUCAGAUUGGGUACUUCACAAAGUAUGCUGAGUGGGCUAAUCUCACGAUAACUCAAAAGGUGGGCCUUUGUGCCCCAGUGGCUAAAGCAGUGGAUUCUGCUGAGGUGAUUGUCUGCAAAAACAUGGUGGAGUCUUUGAAUGCAUUCUGGUUCAGUCUGGGCUGGUGUUUGAUCUUGCUCAUUCCAAGCAUAAUCUUUUCCAUCAAACUGGCCAAGUUUUACAGGAGGAUGAAGCACAGCGAUGUUGAUGACAACCACAUACCCAUGCAUGACAUCCCCAGAGCCCAAGCCAAACACUACUGAGCUGGGGGUAGAAAAGACCCAGCUGAGACUGUUACUACUCUCAGGGACUACAACCAGGCUAUAUACAAGUGUUGCGUUCCCCAACUCAGCUGUCUCGCUCAUCAACAAAGGGUUGUGCGCCAUGCUAAUAUGCUAUUGACCUACAGAUUGCAUUAACAAGAAGUCAUUUCCUGAUCUUUUAAAAUAUGGACAGGGAAACAUGCUCAAUUACAUUGAACCUUUUUUAGACUUAACCUUUUUUUACACACACACCCACUCACAUUAUGUUGCUAGACUUUAAAUUCAUCAAUACUUUACCAAAAAAACAUUACUGUUUAUUUUUGUUUCCUGUGUGGGUCCAACUGUACGUGUUCAACAGGAUGAGAAACAUGACAUCCAUGAUCAUUUCAUUUGGUUGUUUGUCUGAUAAUGUAAGAUUUUCUUUAUUAUAAUUAUUCUUACAUUUAUUUGAAUAGGAUGUUUGUGUUUGUGACUUAGCACUUUACAUGGUCUGUUUAUUUAGGAAGAUUUAUGACAAGCUUUGCGCUAACUACUGUAAUUCAAAAUUACAUAGGGAUAAAUGUGUGGGUUUAUUCUUUCUGAAAUGUAUAACAGUUAGUGUGUUAUACUAUAGUACAUGUAUUUCUAAUAUAGUACCAGCAAAUGGCGAACAGAAAUGUGUGUGGCUUUUGACUGAAAUUUGUUUCCAAGAUGCAGUUUAGAAAACAGCUUGUUAACUGAAAAACUGACCACAACAAUCAAUUGUGUCAUGCAGUUUUCAAACCUCUGGUCGUAGCUUUGUCACCUAACCAUCCAACUCCACUCCAGGUCCUCACUCUUCUGCAGUAUUAUUAUCUGACACAGAGACAGUGAUUCCCCAGGAGGUGUCAGUCUAGAGACAAAACAUAGUCAGCCAUGUUCCCAUCCACAAUCAUCUAAUACUUCUCACUCCUUGGUGAACUGCUCUUCCACCUUCAUGAGAUCUUUCUCAUAUAAUCCUGAGGAACAUUUCAGUAUAGUAUGAAGCAAAACAGACAGUCUGACACAGCUGCAUAGCAAUCAAGGGCGUAAGAGUGACUCUGAUAUUGGGGGGGACACAUUUGACUACAGUGUGAAUCUUCAUGUAUUCACCAAGUGUUUUUCCACUUCUAGUUUUGAUUCUCUCUGUCUGUGACUACAUUAGAUAUAGACACGCUCUGGAUUAAAAGGCGUUGGCAUUAUUGACCAAUGAAGUGCUAAUAGGACCAGUGUGACCGACUGUUUCGCUCUGAGGUAGUGUGGUUGAAAACACUGGGGGCGAUAAUUGUUUCCACAAUGCUCGCACACAACACUCAUUAUGUCUGGAAAGUACUGUAGCAAAUAGAUAGUUACCCCAAACGAUGUUGUCUACCCACUAUGCUUUCUGUACCGAUGCUUUGCGGGUGUUGAUGGACUCAAGCAUUUCUUGUGAAAAUUACAAUCAGUUUGACUUUUAAUAAAAAUUUCUGAACAUGCAAUAGUCCUAACUAGCAUUGGUAAAUACCAUGUGAUUUUUUUUGCAUGGUGGGACUUUUCAGUUGGAAAGGCAUUUCAGAUAGAUGAUACUAACUGAAAUGCAACUCUAAUGUUGUUUGCUCCUUGGGGUUUAAGGCCGGGUGUUUUGUAAAAGCACUUUUUGACAACUGCUGAUGUUAA